AUGGAGAAAGCAAAAGGCAAAAAGAGCUCCACGAAGUGGGGGGAAGACUAUCUGGCUGGCCAAUCCCAACCUGUAUCGGAAGACGCCAAAGAGAAACAGCAGGUGUAUGGUGAACCAAAGUUACCAGGAACCUCAGCAAGUGGGACCAAACGGAAGAGAUCUAUGAAAGAAGGCAAAGCUUCCUGUUCAGAAAAGACAGCACAAGAGAGUACAAGAGUAAGAAUUCGGAAGAAAAUCCCAGUUCCUCCAUUACCUUCGAAACUGCCACCAGCCAACUUGUUUCACCGAGACAUCCUGCGGGCCUGGUGCCAAGAACUCAAGCUGAGCACCAAAGGCCAGAAAUUAGAUGCAUAUAAGCGAAUCUGCGAAUAUGCUUACCCAGAUCAAAAGAAGAACAUUCCUGUCACCGCAGAGGAGGCCAAGAUUCUCACCCAGACACAAAGAAGGUUGAUGAUGGACAAGGGGGAAAUGUCUCUAGAAAGUCCUGGAACAAAGAUACCUUCUGAUGGAACCUACCCUCCUGAAGUGGCUGCCCCCCCCCCACCCCCCGAGGAGUCUGAUGCUCUCCUGGAGGGGGUCAAUACUGUUGUUGUGACCACUUCGGCCCCAGAUUCCGUGUUUGCCUCCUGGUCCAGAAUUGCAGCCAGGGCUGGGAAGAUGGAGACAGUGGCAUCCCCACAGGAGGCCCAUGGUGCCAAGUGGUGUGUGGUCCAUGGGAGAAGUAUGCCUGCAGGCACAGAAGGUUGGGUUCACCUGCAAUUUCAUGCAGGAUAAGCUUGGGUGCCUGAAAAGCCGGGGAGAGUAUGCGCCCUCUUCUUGCUCCCCGCUUGUAACUUUCCACCCCCACAGCUGGAGGAUAAUAUGCUGUGCCCCAAAUGUGUUCGCAGGAAUAAGGUGUUAAUGAAAAGCCUCCAAUGA
Molecule: messenger RNA, 918 nt
Organism: Canis lupus familiaris (dog)
Lineage: Eukaryota; Metazoa; Chordata; Mammalia; Carnivora; Canidae
Product: developmental pluripotency-associated protein 4-like
Exons: 1
Biological process (GO): system development
Cellular component (GO): nucleus
Molecular function (GO): chromatin binding
Source: RefSeq, a predicted model, not a curated record